Stylophora pistillata is the source of this 3177-nucleotide messenger RNA. RefSeq lists its product as uncharacterized. The record is from RefSeq and is a predicted model, not a curated record. Lineage: Eukaryota; Metazoa; Cnidaria; Anthozoa; Scleractinia; Pocilloporidae.
GACUAACAUAGUGAUCUUAUGAUCUCUACAAGCAACGGCUCAGACACCAUUACCAUUACAUAUCGUGUAUGAAUUCGGCUGCUGGAAAAACCCAGAUGGUGACCUUUGUACUUUUGUGGGGAAUUUUAUUGGUUCAAACUUCGACAGCUCAGAACGGAAACUCAAACCAGAAUGAAAUUAGCUUUGACGACUUCUGCAGGGACUUUAAUGAACUUCGCACCAGUACCUCCAUGAGUGCUGUCAUCAGAGAUCUCGACAGUGUACGAGAACAGCUAGUAGCAAUGGGUGUUUUACCUGAAAGAGGUGCUGUCGAUGCAGUCAAAAAAAUAUGUCUUGAUAAGUCGAAGCAAUUCAACCCAGAGUGUUUAUACAGAUUUCGUUUUUUGAAAACUGUGGAUAGCUCCGAUUUCAAUCGCUUGCGUGACACUAACCUGCGCGGCUUGUAUGUAGAUCUGUGGCUUCUUCAUCCAAUGCUUAGAGGCUGUCUACCAUCUCUUAACAAAGACGUGAAAAGCAACAACGUGAAGGGUAGGAUGGCAGCCGGAUUAUUAGGAAACAAUCCUGAACAAUUUACUGAUAUUUUUGAUGAAAGGAAAGGCAGGUUGCUCAGAGAGGAGAUCAAAGUGGCGUGUGAAAAAAAGCAAGGUGAUGUAACAUUUUGCUCGUCUUUGCCUGAACUUGUUAAACUCGUAGAUACCUUCCAAGAGGUGAAACGUAAAAGCAGAACAAGCGUGGAAUGGAAUGCAUUUCUUUUGCAAUUUGUGAUGCUGAAGCAUAAUAGUCCAGAUGAGUUUGAAACAGUAUUCCCAGAAACAGUUACGGAACUAAACGACAUCCUUGUCAAAAACUUAGAGCAAAUCUUCAAAUUCAUUAGCAGCGGACAGAUAACUGAGCUGAAUGAGAUGAUGGCCUUCGUACCAGGGUUAGAAACAAUUAAAUCGGGUUGUGACACCUCGUGGGACCUUCCAAGUAUCACGAAGAAGAGUGAAUGCAUGUUCUGGAAAGCGAUCGUACAGGUAGACGUUUAUCUGCAAUCACUAAGGCCCCCUGCUAAAGGAAACGUUCAAAAAUUACUUAACACUAACAUAGAUUAUCCAACCUUCCUAAGUCUCACUGAAAUGGACAGAAUCCUCGAGAUUGUUCAAAAUCAGGAGACCGCUAUGACUAAACUUGUUGAAUGGUUAAAUACUGAGUUGACCAAGACAAUAAAUGAUAGAUUCAAGGGUCUUCGCACCUAUUUUCAAAAGGUGGAAACCUUCAACAAAGUGAAGGCUAAGGCUGAUGUCGACUUCAUCAAUCAACGAGUUAGCAAGUACAACAGUGAAAUUGUUUCCUUGAGCACACAGCUCGGCGAUAAAUUCAACGAAAUCUUGAAAUUAGCCAUAGCGGCAGUUGCCCUGGAGAUUGCUGAGGACACAAUUCAGGUGGGACUGGCAGCAGCCGUUGUGAUGAACCCCCUAGAAAAGCUUUUUGGAGGCUCGAGUUUGGGAGACUUUAUGGACAGAUCAGCGAAGUUGGGGAAGAGUUUAACAGAAUCGGGUAAAGUAGCCCGUCUGGCGAAGUCGUUUAAUACACUCAAGGAUAACACAGUUAGUAUUUCUAGCAGGUUUCAAAACAACACUGGUGUGCUCGAGCAAAUAAGAGUCUUGAUUACAGAUGCUGGAAACGAAAAGUACAGUGCUGAUUUUGAAACUCAGAAACAAAAAUUUCUUGCAGACUACGCAGCUUACGACCCAAAAGUAGAGAAGCCGGAGUUAACUGGCAUGACCUCAACCUGGGAAAAUAUCGUUGAUGACGCUUGUGAAGUGAUUUUGAGCAAAGAAACUCUUCUAGCCCAAACCAUUGUUGCGAAAGUAAAAAGCUCUGGUUUGUGUUUUAAAACAAAGGUUCUUGCACAGGAAAUGAUCGCGACCUAUGAAGAAGUGUACGACUUUCAGUUCGAGCUAAUAGAGGCCAUGGCAACGUAUAUGAGAUCUGUGACGUCUCUAAACGCCGCGGCGAGUAUUACGGCUGGCUAUGAAGAAGGUUCUAAUGAGAAUGAACAGGGUGAAAGUGUUGUACAGAGCCUCAAAGUUCUUACAGUGGUCUCCUUUAUCUCGUACAAAACCAAUCUCUGGCAGAUUAUUGAAUCGUACUGUGACAUAUUAGAAUACAAAGGAGGUGGAGUUCGCCCUAGUGUGUGCCAAGGUAUAAACACUAACAUUGCAAAUCUUGUUUCCCACGUAUCUCAAACCUGCAGAGAUGUAGAGGCCUACAAGAACGUUCCAAUCACAAGUUCAUCGGCAACCAAUGGCCUGGAUAUUACUAAUCUUUAUGCAGGAAAACGUCUGACGUUUAAGAUACCAAACGGGAGAUGGUUGGUCGAUAACCACUGGAUAAACGAACGGGAUGAAGGAUCUGCCAUCUUCAUGAAGAAAUUCGAAGUGUUUGUACCAACACAAAGUGUCACAGAACGCAUGGUGCGAGUUGAAGCGCGAAGCUCAGGAAAGAACCAGCUUACACCACCGAAUGGAAAAAAUUACGUAAUAGUUCCAGAGAAAAAUUUCGUCUUUGAGUACUUGGAGGGAGCCGAUGCUUGCAGAAAAGAAAGCGAAGCUUUGACAAACCCUUAUGGGUCAGAUAAACCCAAGCUGUGUCCACUGAAUGUUGACGAAAACAAUUGUCAAGAAAUUUUGCAGAAGACGGCCUUGUUUCCAUCGGUUUAUUCCCAAUGGCAUAUCAGUCUAUCCGGCUAUGAAACAGCAACCGUCCCUGAUCCAACAACGGUCGUGAAUCUAAAAGUUGGAGUUAAGCUUUGCAUUUUACAUCGAUCAAGGAUUUCCAAGAAGAUGAAGGUUAAGAAGUUAAGAGACAAAGUAAGAAAGAAACUACGGCGUGCAAAGAAGGACUACUGAUGGGCGGUCCUAGAAAGACGGAAGAUACUGGUGCCUAGGCCAUUUUACCGGAGGUUUCAAAGUCGACGCUUAAUACCUUCCAGUGAAAAAAGAUUCCAAAAAUGAACCAAUCAACUGACUUGAUAAUACAUUGCAAGUAGAAAAUUGAAACGCUUUAAUGAUUAUAGAUAAUGGUGUUGCUUGCACGGUAAAAUGAAAAUGCAGAUGAUGACGAUGUCAAUAAAAACAACACAAGUAUUGAACUUCCACAAUUGCAAUGAUAACGAAGAAAAUUAAAUGAAGA